AUGCCUGCCUGGCCUGCAGAUGAGCAAUCACUAACAACUGUGGAUUAUGACAUUGAAGUGCCAGCUAUGGCAGUUGAAGAUAGCAUGGAGAUUUUGUUGGAAGAGGCACUGGAUGGUGUUGUUGGAGAUGAUUUGCAGGAUGGUGGUGAUCAUUUGGGUGGAGAUGCAUUUGAUGAGAGCAUUGACCAGAAUGAUGAUGACAUGCCCUCCCCCAACCAUCCAUCCAAAGGACCUGGGAUACACCCAAAUGAUUAUCUUUGGUGCAAGAAGAAAUGGGCUUGCAAGUCUACAAUCUGCCAUGUUGUCAUAUCACCAAAUUUUACCAUGAAAUCUCAUGACUGUCUCCUCCAUGUAUGUGGGUUUUCUCCUGUCAACAAGAGCAACAGUGGGAUGCAGUCUGGGAAUUUACUUCAAGGUGACAAGUUUGUUGUUGGGGACCUCUUUGUCACCCUCAUUUGCACCCAAGCCAAAGUCAUGGUCAUUGCCCUCACACAUUGCACUUUGAUCUCUCACAACCAUUCACUGCAUGGCAACCUCAACCUUGUGACUCUGACCUCAUCUCAUGGCAAUGUCAAACUUGGAGGUGAUAUCCUGAUGCUUGCUCCAGCAUCUACAGAACCCCUUGACAAUAUAUUGGAGCUAUUGUGGAUUUGGACUGGAAGUUUUGCAUCAAUCCCAUCACCUGUUCCUAGAACUACACAUGAUUCAGUCACUUGUAGUCCUAAAAGUGGGUCAUCCAACAUGUACAUUUUGUCCUGA
Pisolithus orientalis is the source of this 759-nucleotide messenger RNA. RefSeq lists its product as uncharacterized. Bases 1 to 759 code for a protein of 252 amino acids. Lineage: Eukaryota; Fungi; Basidiomycota; Agaricomycetes; Boletales; Pisolithaceae. The transcript has a single exon. The record is from RefSeq and is a predicted model, not a curated record.